UCAUGGGAGUGGUCGAACUAUGGCGGUGCACUGUGGUUGGGCUUUAGUGGGACCCGAACGUGAGGAACAGUGUUGCCGACGCUGAACUACAACGCAGAGGCUCUCGGGAGGCCUGCUCGGAGAUCUGUGGGAGGCGACAGGACUCGCCCACCUAUGCCCGGCUACGAGCUGCCCGUGGGCACGUGCCUGGACAUGUGUCCGGCCGCCGAGCGCACACAGCGCGAAAAGGAGCGCCGCCUGCACCGCUUCGAGGUGGCGCCGGGCUGCCGCGGGGACCGGCCCCGAGCCGACCCGCAGCGCGCGGUGAAGGAGUACAGCCGGCCGGCCGCCGGGAAGAUCCGGCCCCCGCCGAGUCAGCUUCGUCCGCCGUCCGUGCUGCUGGCCACUGUGCGCUACCUGGCCAGCGAGGUGGCCGAGCGCACCGAUGCGUCCUGCGCGGAGGUGGCCAGCUUCGUGGCGGACCGGUUGCGCGCUGUGCGGCUGGACUUGGCCCUGCAAAGCGCGAGCGACGUCGAGACGGCGUUGGUGCUGGAAUCGGCUCUGGCCGUGCUACUGGCCGUGGUGGCGCGGCUCGGACCCAACGCGACGCACGGGCCAGUGGACCCAAUGUUGCUGCAAGCCCAGGUCCAGGAGAGCUUCGGUUCUCUUCGCCGCUGCUACGCGCUGGGCGCCGGCCCCCACCCCCGCCAGGCCACCUUCCAGGGCCUCUUUCUGCUGUAUAACCUGGGCUCGGUAGAGGCCCUCCACGAGGUUCUGCAGCUGCCUGCAGCUCUGCGUUCCUGCCCGGCCCUUCGCACCGCCCUGGCAGUUGACUCCGCCUUCCGGGAAGGCAAUGCCGCCCGCCUCUUUCGCCUGCUCCGAACACUGCCCUACCUUCAGAGCUGCGCUGUGCAGUGCCACGUGGGCCGUGCCCGCCGGGGAGCCCUGGCCCGCCUUGCUCGUGCACUCAGCACCUCCAAGGGCCAGACCUUGCCCCUGGGCUUCAUGGUCCACCUGCUGGCCCUGGAUGGGCCCAAGGAGGCACGGGACCUGUGCCAGGCCCACGGACUACCCUUAGAUGGACAGGAGAGAGUGGUGUUCCUGAGGGGUCGUUACACUGAGGAGGGGCUGCCACCUGCCGGGACCUGCCAGAUACUGGUGGGGAACAAACUUGGAGGGCGCACUCUGGAAGACGUGGUCAUGGCAGAGGAGGAAGAUGAGGCUGUGGACAGACCCAUGACCAAGAUAUGAAGAGGACUGUGUGGUCUCCCAGAGCCCCGAGACUGGGGCUGGAGCACUCAGGUUUCUUUUUUCAUGAUUCCUGCACGAUACAAGGAACAACA
Molecule: messenger RNA, 1322 nt
Organism: Capra hircus (goat)
Lineage: Eukaryota; Metazoa; Chordata; Mammalia; Artiodactyla; Bovidae
Gene: SAC3D1
Product: SAC3 domain containing 1
Exons: 3
Coding region: 154-1230 (358 amino acids)
Biological process (GO): spindle assembly; centrosome duplication
Cellular component (GO): nucleus; centrosome; spindle
Source: RefSeq, a predicted model, not a curated record